This is a messenger RNA of Penicillium cinerascens, 435 nucleotides long. RefSeq lists its product as uncharacterized. NCBI's taxonomy places the organism in Eukaryota, Fungi, Ascomycota, Eurotiomycetes, Eurotiales, Aspergillaceae. The record is from RefSeq and is a predicted model, not a curated record. Bases 1 to 435 code for a protein of 144 amino acids. The transcript is spliced from 3 exons.
AUGCAAGAGUUGCACAAGGCCCGCGAUACACGUCUCUGCUUGUUUACCAGUGUCGGCGUCCGCAAUGCGCGGACGGUCGGCAAUGAUGAAGCGCUCAACGUUCACUACGCACAGCUGGAGCAGUAUGUCACCGUGGAAAACCGGGAGGGGGUUACAAUCGUUGUGAAUAACCCGGCUGUUCUGCUUUCGUUCGUAGAGCCAUGUCUCCACAGUGGCCAGUCUCUUAUCGCUCAGAUCAUGGAAGCAAUCAGCCAGCUGUCGGAGAUGUGGGCUAAUAUCACCCAGGAGCCACCAACUGAUAUAACCGUUAGGAUUCUACACGAGCACAUACCCUCGCACGCAAAGCGACAGAAGCGAACAGCGAAGUUAAUUCCCCGCCUUGGGCGCGACCUUAGCUUCGGCGUCGACGUUUCAAUGGGCUCGGGCGAACGCUAA